AUGAACAGCCUUGUUAAGCCAAUUACCAGUGAUCCCGAUCUUAUUGAACUCGCUGAGAAGAUGGGGGUUCAGCUCGAUAAUAUAUUCGAGCCAAGUGAGAUCACUCAGCCGCUUCCGAAGAAUGGAUCAUAUCUGAUUUUGCUACGACAACCUAAUAUGGAUGUAGGACACUGGACAGCUUAUGGAGUCGGGCGAUAUAGUACCAACCAAUAUCAAGGUACGUAUGGCGACUAUUGCGGGCCCUUCUGUAUGCUUUGGUUAUAUUCCAAGCAGCACAACAGACCUGAUGUAUUUAAGAACAUGAAAGAUCUGAAUUUGUCAAUUCUCGAUGUUCCAGCCGCCAAGCUGACCAAAGCUCUCAAGACAGGUAAGCUAAGUCUUACUGCAAACCAACUCAAGGGUUCAGGCUCUGUUAUCCAUCUCCACCCAGCUUCGUAUGAGAAAGCACUAAAGGCUCGCAAGGCAGGUCGUGGUGUUAGACUUGACAUCACACGUCACGAGAUCAAGAAAAGAUACAAGAAGCUCCAAGGGGGAUCCAUUUGGAGUAAAAUCAAAUCUGGGUUAUCGACAGCAUUCAAAUUUGUAAAAGACAGCGGAUUGCUUUCAAAGGGAUUAGACGCGGCGGUUCCGGCUCUUGCGUCAGCGUUUGGGGCCCCUCAAGCAGCAAUCCCAGCGAGAGCAGCUAUUAAGUCAUUGACCGCAGUUGGUUUAUACGACUCUGACAGUGAUAUAGAGAAAGAGGGAGGACGUGUAUCUAUAGCGGAUGUUAAGAAGGCGGCAAAAAAUGUUCUCGGGUAUGCUAAACGUAAGGGGGUUCUAACUGAUGCAGUCGAUGCAGGUGAGAAGUUUCUACUAUCAAAAGCAAGCAAACCGGAACAUGAAACUCUAAUCAAGUCAGUGCGAGGUGAGGUAAAGAGACGUUAUGGUGUGGGAGUUUCUAAGAAACCAGCUAAAGGCAGUCCUGAAAUGAAGGCUAAAAUGGCCGCUUUGCGUGCUAAACGGCGAGGGGGAAGUUUUCGGUUAUGA
Messenger RNA from Phytophthora sojae, 1026 nucleotides. RefSeq lists its product as hypothetical. NCBI's taxonomy places the organism in Eukaryota, Oomycota, Peronosporomycetes, Peronosporales, Peronosporaceae. Bases 1 to 1026 code for a protein of 341 amino acids. The transcript has 3 exons. The record is from RefSeq and is a predicted model, not a curated record.